GCGCGUUACAAUCACGCGCCUUCGUCAUCUUCUUCUUCUCUUCUCACCUAAUCAGAAUGUAUUAAUGGCUGAAUCGGCCUAAUUGGUCAAGAGAGAAAACUCAUACGAAUUAAUAAGCUUUGCUUCUUCCAUAGUUCAAAUCUCCUGUCUCCUUCCGUUCUCCCGCUGUACGCAGAGACUUUUCUCUCUCUAGAGUCGCGUGAUGUGACGCAGAGGGAGAGAGAGAAGAGGAGGAGAGUGGGUCUACAAUGCGAGAAUGGCUCAACACAGGCAAUCGGGAACAGAGAGGUACGGCGCUCGCGGCGGUUACCCUCAUUAUUCCAACGGCGGCGCGUCGUCGGAUCACGUCGCGAUCGGGAUUCGCUCGGCCGGCGGCGGCGGAGGCGGGAAGGCCGGUCGGUGGCGGCGAUCCGCUCGGCCGGACAGGAGUCUGCGCCUCGCCGUCGGUUCUAUCCUGUUCGUCCUAUGUAUUGUGCUCGUUGUCACUGUGUUAGUGUACUAUCACAUCUCCGGUUACAGCAGCAAUGGCAACGAUGAUAAGGGAUUUGAUACUUAUGAUGGCGAUUUUCUUACUAAUGUUACAAGAAUGGACCCUUCAAACACACUUAUGUUUGGUCAUGGUUCGGUGGCACAUGGACGAGACUCAAGAUAUUGGGAUAAGGAUGACAGAAGACGAGAUGAUGAUUACAAUGAGGAUGUAGUGGAUAAAAGAUUAGCUUCUUCGAACAAAUCCAUCAAUGAGGAGAGGUCAGUAUCUGAAGUGAAAAAAGAUUUCUCACAUGACAAUUCCCAAGAUUGGAGAGGGGUUGGAUUUUACAAUGAAGCCGGACGCAAUGAACUAAAGAAGUAUGAAGCAGAGUAUCAGGCAUCGCUCGAGAAGGGUGGGCAAUCCACCCAAGAAAAUGGUGUUCAUCAUAAUGCAUUUGAUGCUGACCACAAAGACAAUGAUGCAAUUGAUUCUCAUGAUGUUCUAGCGGAUGAUUAUGUUGGUUCUGGGCAUGAUGAGAAUGAGAAAGAAGAAUCCCAGAAAGAGAAACCUUCGGAGUUUCUUCGCUCCAUGACCAAGCAUCAGAAAACUGAGAAGGAUGAUGAAGAAGCAUCAGGUGUGGAGUCUUCUCCUAUUGCUACAAGUAUCAAAUCUGGAAAAAUAUCACGAUCUGAAAAAAGAAAACGAUCUAGGCGUGCAUCUUGUGAGAUGAAGCUGUUAAAUUCUAGUCAACCAAUAGUAGAGCCUUUGGAAACUCGAAAAUUUGCUAGGUUCUCUUUACAGUACAUACAGAGGGAGGAGAAACCCAAUGGAGAUGAAGGGUGGGAGCCUAGAUUUUCAGGUCACCAGAGUGUAGAGGAGUGGAAAGAAUCCUUCUUGGUUCAAGACAAGGAAAUCCAUUGCGGUUUUGUCAAAGGACCUAAAGGAACGCCUAGUACUGGAUUUGACCUGUCAGAAGAUGAUGCUAACUAUAUCAGCAGAUGCCACAUUGCUGUUAUUUCCUGCAUCUUCGGGAAUUCUGAUCGAUUGAGAGCUCCUGCUAGUAAAAUGGUAAGUCGUUUGUCAAGAAAAAAUGUCUGCUUCGUAAUGUUUGUGGACGACAUUACCUUUCAAACACUUUCUUCAGAAGGCCAAACCCCAGAUAGAGCAGGCUUCAUUGGUUUGUGGAAGUUGGUCGCCGUGAAGAAUCUUCCUUACUCAGAUAUGCGGAGGGUAGGAAAAAUACCAAAACUGUUACCGCAUCGGCUUUUCCCCUCUGCAAGGUACUCAAUAUGGCUGGACAGCAAGUUACGUCUCCAACUGGACCCUCUACUCAUUCUGGAGUACUUCCUCUGGCGUAAAGGUCACGAGUACGCUAUCUCCAAUCAUUACGACCGUCAUUGUGUCUGGGAAGAGGUUGUUCAGAACAAGAAGCUGAACAAAUACAACCACACUGUCAUCAAUCAGCAGUUUCAGUUUUACAAGGCCGAUGGGUUGACGAGAUUCAAUUCCUCAGAUCCCAACAAGCUUCUUCCUAGCAAUGUUCCUGAAGGGUCAUUUAUAGUACGAGCUCAUACUCCAAUGUCAAACCUCUUCUCCUGCCUUUGGUUCAAUGAAGUUGAGCGUUUCACUCCUCGGGAUCAGCUAAGCUUUGCAUACACCUACCAGAAACUAAGAAAGACAAAUCCCGACAAACCAUUUUAUCUUCAUAUGUUCAAGGAUUGCGAGAGGAGAAAAAUCGCAAAGUUAUACCGUCACAGAUCAGAGGAGAAGCGAAACCUUCUACUAUCAGCAACGAUGACGCAAUAGAGACAUUUUCUGAGCUGUACCUAUCUACCUUAGUCCCCUUCUGUAUAUAGCCGGGACAGUUUUAUCCUCGGCGUUUCCAUGGCUGUCACCAGAGCAAACGACCUGAUCGAACCACGGGAUGAGCCAGCAGCUCGACUCAGCUACGACCACAAGGUAUACGAAAAUGUCAGAUGAUUUUUGUUCAAGCCUUCGUUGUGUAAGCUCUCCAUUUUUGUUCAGUUCAAUGCCUUUUACGGCUCCUUGGCUUUUUUGUUUGUACCAUUCACCAGAACUCAGAAAAAGAGAGUAUCCGAUUCAUUA
Molecule: messenger RNA, 2575 nt
Organism: Tarenaya hassleriana
Lineage: Eukaryota; Viridiplantae; Streptophyta; Magnoliopsida; Brassicales; Cleomaceae
Exons: 7
Coding region: 257-2275 (672 amino acids)
Source: RefSeq, a predicted model, not a curated record